UAAAGGGGCUGCCUGGUGCCGGGUCUGGUCGAUUUGCGGUCACACGCCGCCUCGCUCUCCGGACUGGGUUCUGCGCCUCCUCCGCUGGCCACCGUCACCCGGGAAACCAGUCGCGACCUCCAGCAGACCCGAAGCUGGUUUCAUGGCAGCCGCGAAGAAAGCAGUUUUGGGGCCGUUGGUUGGGGCAGUGGACCAGGGCACCAGCUCGACGCGCUUUUUGGUUUUCAAUUCAAAAACAGCCGAACUACUUAGUCAUCAUCAAGUGGAAAUAAAACAAGAGUUUCCAAGAGAAGGAUGGGUGGAACAAGACCCUAAGGAAAUUCUGAUGUCUGUCUAUGAGUGUAUAGAGAAAACAUGUGAGAAACUUGAACAACUCAAUAUUGACAUUUCCAACAUAAAAGCUAUUGGUGUCAGUAACCAGAGGGAAACCACUGUAGUCUGGGACAAGAUAACUGGAGAGCCUCUCUACAAUGCUGUAGCCGCUCCAGUUUCUCCUGGCCCUUCAGAUCCAGUUGCCGUUGUUCCCUCUGGCUCUUCAGUUCCAGCUGCUGGCCCUUCCUCAGUGUGGCUUGAUCUAAGAACCCAGUCUACCGUUGAUAAUCUUAGUAAAAGAAUUCCAGGAAAUAACUUUCUCAAGUCCAAGACAGGCCUUCCACUUAGCACUUACUUCAGUGCUGUGAAAGUUCGUUGGCUUCUCGACAAUGUGAAAGAAGUUCAAAGGGCUGUUGAAGAAGAUAGAGCUCUUUUUGGGACUAUUGAUUCAUGGCUCAUUUGGUGUCUGACAGGAGGAACCAAUGGAGGCGUCCACUGUACAGAUGUAACAAAUGCAAGUAGGACGAUGCUUUUCAACAUUCAUUCUUUGGAAUGGGAUAAAGAGCUCUGCGAAUUUUUUGAAAUUCCAAUGAAAAUUCUUCCAAAUGUCCGGAGUUCUUCUGAAAUCUAUGGCUUAAUGAAAAUCUCUCAUAGCCUGAAAGCUGGGGCCUUGGAAGGUGUGCCAAUAUCUGGGUGUUUGGGGGACCAGUCUGCUGCAUUGGUGGGACAAAUGUGUUUCCGAGAUGGCCAAGCCAAAAAUACGUAUGGAACAGGCUGCUUCUUACUAUGUAAUACAGGCCGUAAGUGUGUAUUUUCUGAACAUGGCCUUCUGACCACAGUGGCUUACAAACUCGGUAGAGAUAAACCCGUAUAUUAUGCACUGGAAGGUUCUGUAGCUAUAGCCGGUGCUGUCAUUCGCUGGCUAAGAGACAAUCUUGGAAUUAUAAACAGCUCAGACGAAAUUGAAAAACUUGCUAAAGAAGUAGGUACUUCUUAUGGCUGCUAUUUCGUCCCAGCGUUUUCAGGGUUAUAUGCACCUUACUGGGAACCCAGUGCAAGAGGGAUCAUCUGUGGGCUCACUCAGUUCACCAAUAAAUGCCAUAUUGCUUUUGCUGCAUUAGAAGCUGUUUGUUUCCAAACCCGAGAGAUUCUGGAUGCCAUGAACCGUGACUGUGGAAUUCCACUCAGUCAUCUGCAGGUAGAUGGAGGAAUGACCAACAAUAAAAUCCUUAUGCAGCUACAAGCAGACAUUCUGUAUAUCCCAGUAGUGAAGCCCUCCAUGCCAGAAACCACUGCCCUGGGAGCCGCCAUGGCAGCGGGGGCUGCAGAAGGAGUUGGCGUUUGGAGUCUGGAACCUGAGGAUCUGUCAGCUGUCACAGUGGAGCGGUUUGAACCCCAGAUCAAUGCUGAGGAAAGUGAAAUUCGUUUUUCUACCUGGAAGAAAGCUGUGAUGAAGUCAAUGGGCUGGGUUACAGCUGAGUCUUCGGAAAGCAGUGACCCUAGUAUCUUCUGUAGUCUACCCCUGGGCUUUUUUAUAAUGAGUAGCAUGAUAAUGUUUAUCGGAGCAAGGUACAUCUCAGGUAUCCUAUAAAUAAUAGAACUCAUGGAUUCCAAUGGUGCGAGCUCUUUACCUAACAAGAGACUCCAGCGAUUCUCUUACUCUGAUGACACUAUUCAUAGACUCUGAUUUUAUUUAUAAGCCAUUUGCUGCAUGACCCUCGAAGUUGACCUGUGGCUCGAAAUAAAGAAAAUGCAGCAGAAAGAAUGCUAUAGAAACAUGGGUGUGUUUUUUAACAUCAAUCAUAAGAUUGGACCAGCCACCUUUGGAGCUGACCCCUCCUUUGCCAUCACUUUCUGCCCCAUUUCCUCUAAGAUGUAGGAAGAAUCCAGAUCCUAUCCAUUGGCAGCUUUCCUCAAGCACAGUCAGAUGCUGGUGGGCCAGGAUUUGAUUCUCUGCACUACACACACUUGAUCAAGGGGUUAUUGCUAACUGGCUAAAAAUGAGCGACUUUGUGUUUCUUUUUAGCAGAACCCCGAAGUUCUCUUUUCUGCAUAUGCAGGAAGCCCACAGAAUCUUCACUGAUUGUUUAAGUGGAAGUCUCUACUAAAUCCUUAAAAUGAAAAUUUAGUAUUCUCGUAGCUUAGCAAUUUUUCUGAAAAGUAUUUGCCAAAAUCAAAAUUCUUCAGCCAUUUUACAUGGUAUCACUAAUUAUACUGCAUUGCUGUCUGGAUCUUAUAGGGAAGGACACUUUUUUUCUUUUUUUUCCCCAUCUCUGCUUUUUAUAUUUUUACUUUAUAUGUAUAACAUACAUGCCUAUAUAUUUUAUAUACUGAGGGUAGCCCAUUUAUAAACUAAGAGUACAUUUUACAUGGCCUCACUAAUUACACUGAAUUUGUGUCCGGAUCUUGUAGAAAAGAACACUUUUUUUCUUUUUAUAUUUCUUACUUUGUAUGUAGUACAUACAUGCCUAUAUAUUUUAUAUACUAAAGGUAGCCCAUUUAUAAAUUAAAAGCACAUUGUAUUCAGUAGGUUAUAAUGGGGCUGGUCUUAAGUGGACCACUAUGUGUAUAAAUAUUUUGGGGAAAACAGCUGUAUAUGUUUUGGGGCAACAGUUAUACAUAUUAUUUACCAGGAGAAACUUUUUCUUAAAGAGCCAACAUUUGAAAUUUAAAGUAUGUGUUCUAUGUCAAUAAAAGAAAAUAGACUUCAUUGUGACUUCAACUAUGUUUCUUAUACCUUACAUUUUUAUUUAAAAUUUUUAGCUGGAUAUAUGCUAAAGAGAGAAAACUGUGGAAUACUAUAGUAAAUACUGUUUUCAAACACAAGUACUAGUCCAUAUGAAGUUAUUUUCCUUUAAUGUAAUUUUAAACAUAUUUGGGAUCCUUUUGAGGGGAUGUCAAAAAAGGUUAAAAAUUUAAGUUAAAAAACACACACCGUUAGAAAUAAAGCCAAGAUCACUUUCCACCCAAAUAUGUUAUUAAUUGCUGAUAAGCAGUUAUAAUUUCUAUUUGGGAUGACAGUUACCUCUGCUUACUGUCAAAACUUUAAAAGGUUUACUAUUAGAAAUGGCUUCCAAUGAAACCAAGAAUUUCUCAAAAUAUUUAGUAUUGCGUGUGCCUAAUGUAGCUUCUUAAUGUCAAUUUUAAAAACAUCCUAAAAUUAAUUGCUGUUUACUGCAAGUAAGAAUAUACUGCCUCCUAAUUAUUUUAUUCAAUCAGUGCUGAAAAUGGAAAAAUAUUUAUAUCUUAAUAUGAAAAGUUUUGUUUGGAAUCAAUGCUAACUUGAAUUUGCAGUGCUCGUUGUGCUGUUUCUAAAUUGUUGAAUCUGCUGGGUUUUUAUUGAUGCUGCUGCCACUUUAGUGACAUAAAUAUUAAAGAAAGGUACUGUGAAAUUACUACUUUGUGGCAGGGUACUUUUAAACAUAACUGAUGUUUCUACAAAGGUAGUUUCAGUUCAUUGUAAAUAAUUGUAAAAAUCACUGUUCAGAUAAUAUUAAGAUUACAUUAAUUUUCUAUAAAUGGCGAUAUUUGUAAAUGUUUGAAAUUGUACACAUUGAUAUUUCAUGAUAAGUGUGCUUAAAAUAAAUUGACCCCUCAUUCUUA
Molecule: messenger RNA, 3915 nt
Organism: Myotis brandtii (Brandt's bat)
Lineage: Eukaryota; Metazoa; Chordata; Mammalia; Chiroptera; Vespertilionidae
Gene: GK
Product: glycerol kinase
Exons: 22
Coding region: 143-1903 (586 amino acids)
Biological process (GO): triglyceride metabolic process; glycerol metabolic process; glycerol-3-phosphate biosynthetic process
Cellular component (GO): mitochondrion
Molecular function (GO): glycerol kinase activity
Source: RefSeq, a predicted model, not a curated record